This is a messenger RNA of Columba livia (rock pigeon), 13043 nucleotides long. RefSeq names its product gamma-aminobutyric acid type A receptor subunit theta (gene GABRQ). Gene Ontology annotation, molecular function: chloride channel activity; GABA-A receptor activity; neurotransmitter receptor activity. Lineage: Eukaryota; Metazoa; Chordata; Aves; Columbiformes; Columbidae. The record is from RefSeq and is a predicted model, not a curated record. The coding region runs from base 935 to 2401 and encodes 488 amino acids. Gene Ontology annotation, cellular component: plasma membrane; synapse; GABA-A receptor complex. Gene Ontology annotation, biological process: chloride transmembrane transport; nervous system process; regulation of membrane potential. The transcript is spliced from 9 exons.
GCAGCAAAACUCCACAGGAGCUGCAGCAACAGCACUAGAGAGACAUCCAGUCCUCCCUUGGAGAGCAGCUCUUUCCACAGACAGGGAUUUAUUUAUUUUCUACACAUGCAUAUACGUAUUUAUUUAUUUACUGGAUUACAUUUGGUUUGGCUUUUUUUAACACUUUCAGAAAAAGCUCCAAACAUUUCAAGUGACGAGCCUGAGAUUUCCCUAAAAUAAAACAACUGCACAGUGGGGUUGGGUUGCUUCCCCUUCCCCCUCGGAAAAUAGAGAGGGAAGGGGGAACAAGCAGGUAAAAUCCAGAAUAAAAUCAUAUAUCUCGAUAACUCACGCCUCCCCCCCCCCCGCUCUCUCACACACACACACACACACACACUCUCUCUCUCUUUCUCCUCCUCCUCUUCUCUGAAGGUGGGUAGCAGGAGCCAUGCAACAUCUGCAGAACUGGAUGGCAAAAGAGCAGGAGGAAAAAUAAUCCAAGUGGAGUGCUCAGGGGGACACUGACUUCUUUUUUUUUUCUUUUUUUUUUUUUUUUUCUUUUUUUUUCCUUCAUUUUUUUUUGUUAAUUCUUCUCCUCCCCUGCAUACCUGUGAGAUUCGAUUUCACAUUUUGCUGAGCCCAUUUGGGGGCAUUUUAUUUUUCCUUCUCUUGGGAUUUUAUCCAUUGCCAGAGGAUGUCUCUUGUUGAGAGGAUGCUGAAAGGAAGAAGAAACGAAUUCUUUGACUGGCACUGAAGGAGGGGGGGGGGAUAUUUUUCCCCCACAUUUUAAUUUUUUUUUUCAUUAUUCUUUUUCUCUAGGAAAUCAUUAACUGGGGGGGGUUGGUUUCUUUUUUCCCUCCUCCCCCCCCCCUUUUUUUGGAGGGGGAUUUCAGAAGAACCAUCCUUCUUUCCCCUCCCCUCCAAAGAUCUUUUUUCAUCCUUCGUCUUUGUGGAAAUGUGGACAUUUCAGGCAGACAGAUUGAGUGGAAUUGUCUCUGCUUUAGCAGCUCUUUGUCUCGCCUGCUGUGCGCAAAGCCCAUCCACUGGGAAUAUUUCUGUGGUGAAAGAGAUUGUGGACAAACUGCUGAAGGGCUAUGACGUCCGCCUCAGGCCUGACUUUGGAGGUAACCCUGUCACAGUGGGAAUGAGCAUCCAUAUCUCCAGCAUUGACCAGAUUUCUGAAGUCAACAUGGACUACACCAUCACCAUGUACUUCCAGCAGAGCUGGCGGGACAAACGCCUGGCGUAUAACGACCUUCCUCUCAAUCUGACGCUGGACAACCGGGUGGCUGACCAGUUAUGGCUGCCUGACACCUAUUUCCUGAAUGACAAGAAGUCCUUUCUGCAUGGGGUGACAGUGAAGAAUCGCAUGAUUAGGCUCCAUCCUGAUGGGACUGUUCUGUAUGGCCUGAGGAUCACCACCACGGCUGCUUGCAUGAUGGACUUGCGGAGGUACCCCCUGGACCAGCAGAACUGCACGCUGGAAAUUGAGAGCUAUGGUUACACAGUUGAUGACAUUGUCUUCUUCUGGCAAGGAAAUGAUUCUGCUGUCACGGGGAUGGAGGUGCUAGAACUGCCUCAGUUCACCAUUAUCGAGCAGAGACUGGUCAGCAGGGAAGUGGUCUUCACCACCGGUUCAUAUCUGCGCUUAUCCUUGAGCUUCCGGAUUAAGAGGAACAUUGGUUACUUCAUCCUGCAGACUUACAUGCCAUCUAUUCUCAUCACCAUCCUGUCCUGGGUCUCCUUCUGGAUCAAUUACGAUGCUUCUGCUGCACGAGUGGCACUGGGGGUCACCACGGUGCUUACAAUGACUACUAUCAACACCCAUCUGCGGGAGACUCUCCCUAAGAUCCCUUACGUCAAGGCUAUUGAUGUUUAUCUCAUGGGCUGCUUUGUCUUCGUGUUCCUGGCACUCCUGGAGUAUGCUUUUGUCAACUACAUAUUCUUCGGCCGAGGCCCCCGGCAGCAGAAGAAACAGAGUGAACGCAUCAGCAAAGCCAACAACGAGCGCCACCGUUACGAGGAGAAGAGGGUGAGAGAGCAGGUUGAUCCUUAUGGUAACAUCCUCCUCAGCACUCUGGAGAUGAACAAUGAGCUGCUGGCCACGGACAUGAUGAGCAGUGUUGGCGACUCUCGAAACUCUGUCAUGUCCUUUGAAGGCUCAGGAAUCCAGUUCCGCAAGCAGUUGGCCUCUCGGGAUGGAUUUGGUCACCACCCAACCCUGGACCGCCACGUCCCGCUGACCCACCAUGCCGCAGCCCGCAACCGUGCCAAUUGCCGUCUCCGCCGGCGGUCAUCUAAGCUGAAGCUCAAAAUCCCAGACCUGACAGACGUCAGCACCAUUGACAAGUGGUCACGAAUCAUUUUUCCCAUCACCUUUGGAUUCUUCAACCUUGUUUACUGGUUGUACUAUGUAAAUUGAUGCCUGCAGCCUCCGCGAGAGAUAGGGACAGACACUCAGACAAUGACAACACAGGAGUGUUGUGGUCUUUUGGGUUUGGGUUUUACUCUUUACUAUCAUUAUCGUUUAUUCCUUUGAUUCAUUAGGUUAUUCUAAGCUUACUCUUCUCUUUUCAGCACAUGUAGAACCACGGAGUGUGGGGGGGGAGGGUAAGGGAGAGAAGGGCAUAAGGGAGGGGUUUGGUUUCAGGGAGGGAUGUGUUUGUCUUGAUUUUGAUUUCCUGUUGAAGGACUUAAACCAUUCUUAAAAAAAAUCACCAAAAAAAAAAAAAAAAAAGAAGAAAGAAAAAAAUACAGAAAAGAAAAAAAAUCACAAAAAAAUGUUUCAAAAGAGGUGAGGGAGGGAGACUUAAAGAAAUCGAGUCAAAAACUGGUGAUGCUGAUAGGUUAUCUUUGGCUGUGCUCACUAAUGCACUAUCGUCACUUCCAUUUCACUACUGAAUUUCAUCUUUCUCUUCUCAGUAUUAUAUUUUUAAAAUUUCUUCUGUCACCGCUCUUAACCCCUUCAUGGUUAUUCUUUCAUGGAUUCAUGAAAUGGUGGGGGUUCAUUCCCUUGCUAUGAGAUUUCUCUUUUCUUUUUUUCUCUCCUUCUCUCUUGCUUACAAGCCUAAAAGAAUCUUUUAAACCAACAAAUAAAAAGAAUAUUUAUUUUGGAAGAGUGGGGUGGGGGGAGGACAAGGUAAUUAUUUGGGAGGGAAGGGACAAUGUGGGGUUAUGGGAGGGUGGGAGGAGGGAGCUUAUAAAAAAAAAACAAAGGCACAUUUGCAAGUUGCCUUUUUCCACCUUCAGGAGUUUGCAAGCUGUUUUUCCUGUAUGAAUGUGUGUAUGAAUGUGUGUGCACAUAUACGGAUGUGUGUGCGCAAGCAUGUUUUCUGGGGUGGGGAACUGGGGAGGGGGGUUUUGUAAUGUCUUUUGUAGAAAGAGAACACAGAUGACAUUUAACCGGCAGUGUUUUGGGGGGAAUAGCGGGGUUUUGUUUGCUCAUUGCAACUUUGUGAGGUUGGAGUCCCAGCUUGUAUUAGAGACAGAGCUGGGAAGGUAGAUCGUGCAAAUACAUACUUGCUGAGGAAAGAGAGGAUUUUGGGGAUCAGCAAUGGGACAGUGCUGCUGUUCACUGCUUGCGUCUGAUCUCUAAUAGACUAAACUGAUUCAGUCCUGAAAGGAGGGGUUUUUCCUAAUCAUUCCCACCCUGCAUCUUUCUUACUGAAUUUGGGGAGACAAGCAAUGCAGGACUCUGAAAACUCUUCCUCCUCUCUACCUGUUCAUUGUGCCAAACAAGGGACUCUGCACUUUAGCCCACUAAGUGACGGUAGCCUACGACGAGGUGCGGGAAAGGGGGGAUGUCAUUUAACUUUGUGCUUCAGGACGAAAAAAUCCAGAACUAUUAACUAUCCCCCUUCCUAAGAAGUUCAGAAGCAAUUGGUGGGCUGGUAGCCUCUGAUCUGUACUGCUUCUACCAGGCCUUGCUUUAUAUCUGUUAAUAAAUGCGGAGUGCAGACAGGAGCACCCUGUGUCCCUUCUUGCAGAAAAUGCAGCUAAGGAUGCAGGAGAGUUCCAUGGAGCAUCAUCCCUCUGGAAGAUGAUGGUCUUCAAAGACUGGGCAGGGUGAAGGUUGCAAUGAAAAUGCUGAGCUUCUCAGUGCUUGUGGAAGCCCCCAAAUCUAUAGCAGCUUCCAUUCACAGGCACUCGCUACAAAGGUACAGAAAGUUAACUUGGCCUUGGACAGCAAGGUCAGCUUUUUCUAAAGGAGCCAGUGACUUUCAGGAAAAUCACUGAAUUGUUGGCCACUUUGGCAAUCACUAAUGAUUGAUAAUCUCCCUUAUAAUAUUAAUAAAAGCCAUGAAAAUAAUAAAUUCACAAGUGCAAAUCUUUAACCCUAGGGUCAUUCUGCCAUUUCUGGAGUUAAUGAUGAGAACCUUGUUCUUACCUGGUGGAGGUUUUUACAUCCUAGACACACACACACUGCCUUGAAUCCAACCAUCCCUUUAUUUUCCUGCUAGCAUUCUCUUCCUUUUUCCUUGAUUCCCACUGCUCGGGAGAGCACAGUGAUCCUCUGAGACCAGGGAAACAUCUGUUUUUCAGAUGACAGAUACAUCUAAUGCACACUUUUCAUUAAUUUAUGUCUGUACAGUGCUAUGAAAAUGUGAAUCCCUCUAGGCUUGACCUAGUAACACGUAAGUCAUGGAAAGUUUUGUCUUGACUUGGAUGAAGCAGGGUCAGGACUCAUCAGAGUAAUAAGUAUUGUUCUUUUUAUAUCAGUACAGUGUCUUAUGCAUUUUCCACUAACAGAAUCCUAAACAUAAAAGUAGAGCAUCCAUCUUUCUCAUUCACCCCCAAUCUCUGUCUCCUGCUCUCAUGAUCACGCAUGCACACAUUUUGUCCAGACCUCCCUGGACUCACCAAGGUUUUUGCACAAUUGUUAAAUCAGACUUAAAUUCCCAGCUGCCCUGCAGAACAGUCUCUUGCUUGUUUACCUAUUUAAAGCAAUGCUGCUGAAAAUGGUUUGUUUCCCAAUAUCAUUGCAGUUCAUGGUCUAGAUCGGUCUGGAUAGGAAUUAGAGACUGAAGAGUGAAUGGAGCUGGAUGAUGGGGCUAGGGCUGGAUGGGGUAGUUUUGUCUGCCCAAUAUGCAGGAAAUUAAAGCUUUACUAAUUGAGAAAGUUACGCUUUCUAGUGGGAUUCUAUUUGAAAAUGGCUUUUAAAUGUUUUAAUGGAAGUCAUAAAGUUGCAUUUUAUGACAUCAGCAGUAUAAUGUAGGUGGAUAUACGCAUGUCAGAUGACUGCAGUUCCCAGAUGGAGAUUGCCUAUCAGCAGGUUGAGUUUUUAAGGGGAGUCUAACCAGCUGAUCGAUGAUUAAAUAAAAUAUCUACGCACUUACCCUUUAUAUAUAUAAUUGCAACGUAAAGGAUGGUCAGAAUGAUAGAAUGGGAAAAAAAAAGAGGCAGCUGUAAGAAGCCUAGUAAGAGUGGAAGGAGAACAAAUGGCCAUGUGGUAAGAAAUUAUGAAGCUGAGGGAGAUGACUCAGGAACUCCAGUAAUUUGAUAGUUGUAGUAGAAGCCUGCCAAAUGUGUGAUAGGAGUUAGGCACCUGAAAGCUCUCUCGGCUGGUCCCAAAGACCAGCAGGGUCAGCAGCACACAGAGGAUGCAAAACCCACCUGUGCUCUUUGCUGCUUGGGUGCUGAGCCCCACAUGGGGAGGGGUCCUGCUGACCCCAUCCAGCACCCUGCAAGUACAGCCCAGGGCCUCUAGCAGCUGGAGAUCAGGCACAGGGGGCUCUGUUCAAUGUUGUUUAAUAUUUGAGGCUUCAAUCAGAGAUGGAGCCAGGAAUUUCAUAGCGACAAUCCAAAAGCUUUCCAGGGAAAAAGCACUGCUCAGCUGAUUUCUUCACCUGCUGGGACUGGGAGCCAGGCUCCUUUGCUGUUGCCUUGGUUCUUUGUUGGCUGGGUUCUCUUUCUCAUCAGGAGUCAUCCUAGUUUCUCUCUUUGAAUGUUUCUGACCUGGUAUUACCAAGUCAGUUUUACUUCAUAGAGUCAGUUUUAGUAUAUCCAGGCAUCUGGACUAUUUGGUCCUACACAAUAAUCUUUGCCAAAGAGUGUGCGGUCAGGACUUUUCACAGUUCAGGAACUGCCUUAUAAUUUCUGGUGAUGGGGCAGAAAGCUGGAGAACAACUAAGUGUCCUGUAAGUCGGAUGGGUAAUAAAAAAUGUGCUCUUGUACAGGGGUGAGGGAAGAGCGCUGAAGGCCUUUAGAAAUGCCCUCCUCCAGAACCAAGAUGGCACCUCCAUUUUGCUCCUCCAUAGCUGUGUCCGCCUCUAAGAAAGGCAACAAACCCGUGUCUUGUUUUGAGGUCCAGUGAUCCAGAAAUAAGAUAGUGGAGAAAAAUAGGUAUUUUAAUCAUACUCAAGGAUCAGAGGUUUUAAGCCAUCACAAGCAUGAGGAAAGGAAAAGCAGGAACAUCUCAUGCAGUGAGUUCAAAUCUUGUGUUAUUGAAAAGUCGAGGGGAUUUCCACGCUGCAGCUCGUGUGCUUGCUGCUCUCCACCUUUUCUUUGUGAAGGGAGGGCAGUGGGGAAAGGGGGAGGAAUGAGUAUGAGUGCUGUUCCAAAGUCAAGCUGCUUCUGACUUCUGUUGCAGUGGUAAAGGAGGCAAUUCUGAUCGGGGCUUGGUUUAUUUGCAGCUUAAGGCAGGAUCGCUGCUUGCUGGGUUGUGGUUUUUUAGCAGAGAUUGUAAUAUGAGCAUGAAGGCUGCUCCAGGCUGCCUGAGGGAGCUGGGCUGGGGGAGAAUGUUUUGCACCUUUCCCAUGCAUAACAGCCUAAGGCAAAUAUGUGGAGGAGGAGAAGGAAGCGGAGAAAUAGAAAUGAAAUCUCUCUCAGGAUAUACAUGGCCAACACAACUCUAUCGCUUCAUUUUCCGAUACUGUAUAGUGCUGUCACUCAGGGACCUUUAGGAACUAGGACCUUGGGACUGUAAUCCUACCCGUUCCCCUCUUAUCCCCCCUUUACCUUGAAUAUUAAGAACUGAAAAGAGAACGAGAGAAAGAGCAAAAGAGGAAAAUAAGAGCCCUGGUAGCAAACCCCUGCUAUUCCAUGGGUGAAAAUAAAGCUUUGUCUACUAAGGUAAAAGGAAAACGUAUACCUUUAUAUUCAUGUCUUUAAGCAUAAACCAGCCUGUAGUGUAUAUAGGAUAAGUUCACAGUGCAUGAAACAAACAGGACUGUAGGUCUUAACUGACAUCCAGCUUUCUUGCAUGCACAUCCGACACCACGCCAGCAGCUUAUGUCUUGCAAAUAAGUAGGGAACCUGCCAAAGCUUGGCACUUCCACUGUCCGAUGGACAGCACAUCCCCUUCCCAGAAACAGCCAUGCGGGGAACUGAUCUGGCCAGUCUGUUUGACCAGAUCUGCUCCAGGGGCUCUGGCAGGAGGAGAUAAAGGGUGGGGGAGGGAAUUGGCUUUGUUUUUUUCUGGGCAGGAGGAGAAAGGGGUUUUAAAUCUCUGAGCUGUUACCAGGCAGAAGAGAAACCUCUGGAGCUACAGACCAAAGGACAGUGGCUUUAGGGAAGGUGGUUACCAAAAUCCUGAUGGAGAGGAUGAUAUGAGGAAGAUGUUGGUAGGAGAGAGCUGUAACUUUGGAAGCAGAACAAAUAGGAACAAGGUAGUGAAAAUAUAUGUGCAAUACGAUAGCUUUGAAGGAACUGGAGGACUGAAAACUAGGGACCUCUGCUGAGUCAGGCUGGGUGCAGCUGCAGGCAGCGCUCAAGGAAACCCAGCUGUGGCAGCAGUCCCCAGUGGGCAGAGACCGUGGUCUCUGGUAGGUGGUGAGGUCAGAACAGGGAAAAUAGAGGAAGACUGUUGGUACACUGCCAUCAGUAUGAGCUCAGUCCCUUUAGGCAGGGACAAUUAUUUGCAUCUGGACAAUGUUGCAGGAGCUGGGCUGGGAUGUGUGGGAGAGCGACCGCUGUGCCAAGCUGAGGCAGUGGCUGAGCUCUUCCCUGGUGUCAGAGAUCAGUGCCAACCGGGAAGGAAUGUCAUGUGGAUUAUCUAAUGCUUUCUUGGAGGUGAGACUGGACUUACCAAGCAGGGUGGGAUGUCUUUGCAGUAGACAUGCAAAUUGGAUUGGAGGGAUAGGUCGGGUGAGAGAAGCAAAAGCUAUGUUCUGGAAGCAGGACCUAAUGCAGAUGCUGGGAGGGAGGGAAGAUAGAAAGGAAGGAGGGAAGCAGAGACUGGGGAGAAGAUGUAUAUAGCGUUGAAGCUUGGGUUUUAUUUUUCAUUUGGUGGGGUUUUUUUUUGUUUGGUUGGUUUUGUUUUUUGUUUAUAUUUUUUUAAAUGUUUGAUUACUAAUGUCUUGAUGUAAACCAAAUAAAAACGUUUCUGUACAUUCAGAAGUAAAGAACAGCUGAAAGGUGACAAGUGUAAUAAAGAAGCACUGUCCUUCAGGCUGAUACUAUAACACAUUUCCCCAGACUUUUCCCACAGGGGUUGGAGGGCAAAUCUGCACCUGCAUGGAGCCACGGGCUGCUGGGAUGGUGACCUUAGGGCUGGCUCCCUGAUCCACCUCCAAGCACAGUAAAGAAGAGGUGGGCAGUAAAGGUGGAAGCGAUGGUGUGUAAGUAAUUUUACAGUGUUUGAUUCCACCAUUCCUGGGGCCAGUGGGAGAAGGCUGGGUAUUAGACUCUAAUCUCUUGGGCACAUGGUAUCUUCCUGGAGAGCCAACCUGCACUAUGCCUUACUCUCCCUUGGGAUGUAGUGAAGGAGACGAUAAUGAAAUCAGGUAUCACUUGUAUAAUGGUGUAAUGCAAAUGGACUAAAGGUAGUACAAGCCUGAACUUUAUUUUAGAAGAUUUUGUUGCUGCUUUCCACCUUGUGACUUAGUCUAGGGUGACAAGUGUUAGGAAAUGAUCAGCUGCUUAGAAGAGGCACCAAGAAGCCCUCUGUGUGAAAAAAAAUAUCUUAAGACCCUUUGCAAUUCAAUAGAAUCUUGUCAUGGGUUCCUGGUUCUUUUGUGAAGGAUGGGUUUGGAAGACAGUACAAAGCCGGGACCUUGUGUUAAGCUUAUUUAUCUGUUUAAGUGGCCAUUGGCCCUACAGAGACACAUUCUUCAGCAGAAGUACAGAAGGUUGGAAGUACAAAUGAGUGGGCUCAAGUGUAGGUCACUGAUUGAAUUUGAACUGAGGGACACCUGGUUUCCAUGCAGCUUCCACUUAGCAGAAAUGAGUGAUGUGGAAUAUCAAGGAUGAUGAUAGUAGUGGGCCUGGGACAUAUGAGUAACCCUCUGUGUUACAAUCUGUCUUUAUCUGGCCUGGGAAGAGUGGUAAGGGUAAAAAGCAAUACGAGAAAUUGCUUGUCUGUCUUAUAUUUAGUUCUUUGGAAAAGCAGAGAGCAGUCUUGCUUCCAUGGGGCAGAAGCGUGGCUUCUUUCUACAGCUGGGCCAAUGAAUAAUGUAUUGUUUGUGUUACUGCAGUGAGGCUAUAAAAAAAAACAACAAAAACAAACACAACAAAAAAAAGCGUUCUGUGAAGACAGACCAGAGGGAAGUCUCAAUCCUCUUAGGAAAGGCCAUCCUUCAGCAGUGAGACUUCACUGCCUCUGCUACUCCAGCUAGAGUACAUCAGUAUGGUGCAGCCACACAGCCCUGACUCAGCCAUUUCUGCUGAUGAGCACGCCGUGGUUGGUAAGCAAGGACAGGCGUUUUGCAGAGACAAAACAAGGAGUUGUGUGGGCAUGAGCUCCUGCAACCCAUUGUGCUCUAGACUAGAAAACCCUGGAACAAAAUGUGGUCCCUUGCUCCAAGGAGCUUAAGGUGUCAUCAUCCCCUGACUAGAGACAAUGGACACCAACGUCCUGCUCUCAGCUCCAUCCUGGGGGCUGCCUAUUCCCAUCCAAGAUAGCCAGAACUUGCCAGUGCCACAGGCAGAAAGCUCUUGCAAAGUGGUAUUGAAUAUGCAUGUGAUAAAGUGGGGAGAUGAGAGCUGGUAGACCCUUUUAUGAUACAGGGAUGAACAUUUUAUCAUUUGCACAAGCUGAGCUUGGCAUUUGUGCUAGCAGACUUUUCUCCCAGAAAGGAUGAAAUAGCACAGUGGUGAGUAACACUAUUUUUUGAAGAGGGUGAUAAUUUCUCUUCCAGUAUGUGUUUUAAACAGUAGAUCAGUAUUGAUUUGCCUUCUGUAAAGGUUAAUGCCUCCCAGUUCUCAGUCCUAUGCCAACUGCAUGACAUGAGCAGCUCCAGGGUUAAUUGCCAUACUCAGUUUCAUGCUGGGUCCAGGUCUUAUUUGGGGACCUUGUUGGACACCCAGUGGACAGUGUCUAGGCAAGGAAGGUUAAAGAUCUUUUCCUUGACUUUCCCACCCCUUUCCCAUGUCUUUGACUGCAGUGUGUUUCUCUGGGUAUGCUGUCAUGUUGCUCACGCUGCUCAGUUUGGCAGAGAUAGUCCUGGUACUGCUGAGCCCAGUGAGGAGGGCUUGGGGACUGACAGCCAGGGAGAAGCCAGGCCAGGAAGGAAGGAAGACAUGACUGCCUUUGUUGUGAUGCCAGUGCCUCUUGGGGACUCAAACAAGGGGAAAUGGCCUGUUUUUCAGCAUCAGGAACACCCUAUCUCAGGUUAGGAGAGGCAUUUCUCUCUGUGGGUGAUCUCAACUCUUCUCUGCAGAGAAAGGAACCAGCACUGCCUCUUUGCUGACAUAUGCCCUGCCCUACAUGGGGACAGACUUGCUUGGCCCUGUUCUAUCCUUGAGCAGGUCCUCUUUAUUUUUACCUGUAGGGAAUGGUGCAUUUGGUUGGUCUCUUCUUUCUCAUCACCAUCCUCUGUUUGUGCCCAGGGCCAUGGAGCCUGUGCCGUUGCAGCACCAAGCCUUGCUGAGGCGGUGGCCGUUCCCAAUGAGACCAGAUGGUCUCUGGUGAGUGCAGGAGGCAAGAAGGUAACUCCUCACUGCAACAGUGGCUGUUGUGCGAUAUCAUGACAUGUCAGGUGCAAAGCCAAAGAGGAGGCGCAACUCAUGAGAGAGCUGGCGCUGGCACAGCUGGAGAUGCUUAACGUUGCUUCUUCAGAGACAGUGACCCACAGGACCUGAAGUUCUGGGGACUGUUGUGCUACCUGCGUCAGGGACAUCUGGGGGCCCAUCAGGGUUAUUUUGAACAGGAAUGUAUCUUUUGCUAGAGCAGCUUCCAGGCUGGUCUUACAUCUCACCAGCCUCAUGCCCCAUGAAUUUGGAGGCAGAGAGAAGGGACACAUGUCCCAGAAUCUCCCCUAGGCAGGGACUGGGCAGAAAUCCCUGUGGUUUAGCCCCUGCUAAGGCUAGGUGAUGAUGACCGAAGAGGUUAGCAAGGGAGGUGAGGUUGCCCCGAAACUUCCCCUCUCACAUUUCAAUUGCACUGAAGCAAGAAGGUGAUGGGCAAAGCAGAGAAACAUGCUGAUAUUAAACCUACACAGUGCCCCAGUCCAGUAAAGCCUAAUCCCUUGCUCAAGUCUGAAGCAACCUGACACCUGCACAUCUGCUUGAAAUCAUGCCUGGAUCCCACAGCUUCAUUAGGUUGGGUCCAAUGGGCUUUGCAGGACAAAAGGGAAGAUUCUUGGUGAGCAAGCCCCUAGAAAGGCUCUGCAGUUGUCACAGAGAAGCGUUUCUAACAUUUAGAAAGAUUAACACUUAGAAGAAAAUGGAAAACAUGAGAAUAAAGGAAAGCCUCAAGAGUUACCCAGAAACACCUCAUCUGUUGGCAAGUACACAUGACCCUGGUGGAAGGACCAUUGUCUUGUCUGCAGUAUUUCCUCUUUCCAUUGCUUGGCAUGUCAUAAUAUUGUGUCUUUGUGUGAAAUCACGUCCCUUUUCAGAAGAGAAACUGGUUUCUGAAGGACAAAUGCUCUCUCGUGAUACGCUCACUACAGGGAUGUUAUGCCAAGAGGGAUGAAAACAAACAAGAUUAGACCUCUAAGGCCGGGACAUCCUUCCCAGGAAAAUCUAGACCAUUUAUGCCAACGUAUCAUCCUCCCAAACUGCACUCAUCCUUCUUCCCCUCAAAGAUGAAGAAGCUGUAAUGUCCUUCUCUAACUGGGGACAUCUUAUGUGGCCUGAAAUUCAGACAAACGACUAACUGAACAACAAUGACAACAGGACAGGGAGAUCAAUGUCAAUGUAUAUUAUCAAAGGGACUGCUGUGAACCAUCUUAACAUACUAUGAGUGGCUGCAUUGCAUCCUGUACAGUGUAACGAAAAAAAAGAAAAGGAAAAAAAAAAAGAAACAAAAAACAGAACAAAACAACCAUUUUUAUGAUCUUUAAUUUGCAUUUUCUGCAUGAAAUAAGACCUUGAUCCUUGUCUUUUUCACAAAAGCAGAUUCUGCUUUAAUGUAAAAAAAACAAAAAAAAAAAAAAGGAAAGAAAAAUAAUGUUUCUAGCAAAGUGAUUUAGAUGUAGAAAUUUUUGUAAAAAAAUAAAAAAAAAAAGGGGAAGAAAAAAAAAAAGGGAAAAACAACAAAGAAAUAAAAUAAAAUGACCUAAAGAGCCAUCUUUGUCUACUCUAGAGGUGGGAAGGUGUGACUGGUGGGUGGCACUGUCUGCUCUUAGAGCCGUCCUGUGUCAGAGGUGCUGGAGGAGGCUCCGGGGAGGCCGUGCUCACCAGUUACUGCUGGCUGCUUUCAAAAACUGUCUCCUUCAUCUUCUUUUGGGGAGAUGGGGCAGAGGGAAGGUGGGAAGGGGCAAGGAGAGCUGUUUGAUUUUAUUUUGGGGUUUUCAUUUGGGGUAUUUUUUUGUUCCCGCAGUGACAGUUUUUGAAAGGUGAUGAUGAACAAAAGUUAAAAACAAACAAGCUUAAAAAUAGUUUACAAUUUUGUACAAACCGUUAUAAAUACUAACAACAAAUGUUUUUAAAAACGGUCCAUACCAGUGCCAAAAUAAUGUGAUGUGUACAUUCAUUUCUUCUUUUUUUUUCUUUUUGAAGGAAGCUGUUAAAACACAAAAAAUAUUUCUUUUUUUAACAAAUGCUGUAUGUGGACAUAAAUGUACUUGAACGCUGUUAAUUAUUAAUUGGUUAGGAAUCUUUCUUGGGCUUUUGGGUUUGCUUUUCUUUCCCUACCCAGGACAAAAGUAACUUAUAAAAUACAGCCUUUGAAGGAGAAACAG